AUAGAUAGUAGAAAGAUGAUGAUGGCUCAUAGUAGCACACAAUAACAAACCAUUCAAUUCAACAAAAAAUGGCUUCAAUCACCAAAGUGAUUCUUCUUGAUUCUCCUCUUACCUUCAAAAACUCAUUUCUUCCUAAAUCACCUUCACUUUCUCACACCAUUGUCUCUCCAAAAACAAGUAAUCUUGGUUUCAAAGUUCAUGCUCAAUUAGGUGGUCGAGAUGAAGAAUCAAAGAAAGGAGAAAAAAAGAAAUUCAUAACCAAAGAACAAGAACCUGAACAAUAUUGGCAAUCAGCAGGAGAGAGGGAAGGAGAGAAUCCAAUGAAGACACCACUUCCUUACAUUAUCAUAUUUGGUAUGUCAACUCCUUUUGUAAUCUUAGCCAUUGCUUUUGCAAAUGGUUGGAUUAAGGUACCUAUAAGAUAAGACCUAACCAAACACUUUCUUAUAGAUGAUUCCCACCAAAUCUUCAUUCUCACCAAUUUUAUUUUAAGCUAAGCCUGAGUAAAUACUUUAUUUACUUUUUUUUCAUAUAUGUAAUGUACAAACAUUAUGUUAUAAAUAAAUAUUCAAUUCCAGAUA
Molecule: messenger RNA, 581 nt
Organism: Vicia villosa (hairy vetch)
Lineage: Eukaryota; Viridiplantae; Streptophyta; Magnoliopsida; Fabales; Fabaceae
Exons: 3
Coding region: 69-425 (118 amino acids)
Cellular component (GO): chloroplast
Source: RefSeq, a predicted model, not a curated record